GGCGGGACUAUGGAGAAAUGCAGCCCGUCUAUGUUGAUACAGAUCUAGUGUCUGCUUACGUUGCGCUUCGCAUGGACUAAUUUUUGUUUUAUACGGAGGAAAAAAGUUUUUUUCAGCGUGGGGAAAUUGUUAAAAAGCUGCCUUCAACUCCACCGGCUCGGAAAAUUUGGCGACCUGGCUCCAGCCUUUGGGUCCCCCCUCUGCUACUGCACAAAGUGAAGGUUGAUAUGCCACAUCAGAAACUACACAAAGAUCCUUCGAAUGAAACCCAGCGAUACUCAGUCAGAGUGAGACAGAAGUUUUCAGCCCCCAUCACGAAGGCCGAGAGGCCCCUCAGCUGGCUGGGAGCCAGGGGCAGCGGGGAGCCGCCGAAACCAGGAGAGAGUGGUUAUGUUUUCCGAGGACGUAUGCUAGUUUACCCAGAGAGGAAAAACCAAGCAACAAACAACAGCCACAACAAGUCUAAACAGAGUGAUGGAGCCCAUGACGGUGACGACGUCGGUGGUCGGACCAGAAGAGUUUGACCGCAACGCCCCGCGGAUCUGCGGUGUGUGCGGUGACAAGGCCACUGGCUUCCACUUCAACGCCAUGACAUGUGAAGGCUGCAAGGGAUUCUUCAGGCGCAGUAUGAAGCGUAAAGCCUCUUUCACUUGUCCAUUCAACGGGAGCUGCACCAUCACCAAGGACAACCGGCGUCACUGCCAGGCCUGUCGUCUCAAACGCUGCAUCGACAUCGGCAUGAUGAAAGAGUUCAUCCUGACAGACGAGGAGGUCCAGAGGAAGAAGGAUAUGAUAUUAAAGAGGAAAGAGGAGGAGGCAGCCCGGGAGGCGAUGAGGCCACGUCUGAAUGAGGAGCAGGCCCGGAUCAUCUCCAGUCUGGUGGAAGCUCACCACAAGACCUAUGAUGCCUCAUAUUCCGACUUCUCCCGCUUCAGGCCUCCAGUGCGUGAAGGCCCAGUAACACGCAGUGCCAGCAGAGCCGCCUCCCUUCACUCUUUGUCUGAUGCCUCCUCUGACUCAUUCAACCACUCACCUGAGUCUGUGGACACCAAGAUGAACUUCAGCAACCUGUUAAUGAUGUACCAGGACGGCGCGAGCAGUCCAGACUCCAGUGAGGAGGACACAAAGCUCUCCAUGCUGCCCCACCUGGCUGACCUGGUCUCCUACAGCAUUCAGAAGGUCAUAGGCUUUGCCAAGAUGAUCCCAGGCUUCAGAGAGCUGACAGCAGAGGACCAGAUCGCUCUGUUAAAGUCAAGUGCCAUUGAGAUCAUCAUGCUGCGUUCAAACCAGUCGUUCAGUCUGGAGGACAUGUCCUGGAGCUGCGGGGGACCUGACUUCAAAUACUGCAUUAAUGACGUUACAAAGGCGGGUCACACUCUGGAGCUGCUGGAGCCGCUGGUGAAGUUCCAGGUUGGUCUGAAGAAACUCAACCUGCACGAGGAGGAACACGUGCUGCUCAUGGCCAUCUGUCUACUCUCCCCAGAUCGCCCCGGUGUCCAAGACCACGGGCGCAUUGAGCAGCUGCAGGACCACCUGUCGGAUGCGCUGCAGGCCUACAUCCGGGUCAACCACCCAGGCGGACGCCUCCUCUACGCCAAGAUGAUCCAGAAGCUUGCCGACCUGCGCAGCCUGAACGAGGAGCACUCCAAGCAGUACCGCUCACUCUCCUUCCAGCCCGAGCACAGCCUGCAGCUCACCCCGCUGGUGCUGGAAGUGUUUGGCAGCGAGGUGUCAUAGCAGUGGUGUUAGUUUUCUUAACGAAAACUAUGACUACAUGUGUUCGUCAGCGACCUUUUUUUCCAUGACUAAGACGAGACGAUGACGAGACGGCACCCACGUAAUUAAACACUAACUGUGACUAUAUCAACAUGCAACAUUGUUGAUGAAAAAGACAAGACUAAAAUGUAGUUUUAAAAACUUUACUAAAACCUCUUUUUAUUUUUGUUGACAAAAAAUAGAAGAUGAAAUAUUAUAUUGUUUUGUUUUGUUUUCAAUGCAGCAGUCCCGUUCCUUGUGCUGCACAUGCCAUAUCAGGAUUACACCAGCAGCACACAGUGAGCACUGUCAGAAGGACCUGGAAUAACUCACUUUCUUAAGUUAAAGCUAACAGUGGAAACAACAGGACUUGGGAGAACGAAACAAAGUGAAAAUUGGGUCUAUUUUUGUAACAGUGAGGCUGAGAAAUAUACGAAUCCAUUGCUUCGUCAGAAGGAAGCAAUGUGGCUCAGAACACGUUCCAUGUUUGGAUGAUACCAUCAGACAGCUAAACCCGACACAUUCUACAAAGCUACAUUUUUAAUCACCAACCUGUGUUAUAAUCAGUUAAUAAGAUAAAAUCUUAUGGGAAAUAAGUUUUACAACAAAAGAAAAAAUAUUGGUUUUUGAAAUGUUCAAUUUAAUCCGACUAAAAAAGACUAAAAUGUCAACAGUUUCCACUGACUUAAAGCUUUACUUAAGUAGUUACCGUUUUCUAUGAUAAGACUAAAACACCCAGACUGUUGGAUGAGGUUGACUGAAUAUGAUACAAACUGACAAGGACAUUUGACACAGGACUAAGACUACAUAAAAAAGUAACACUACAUAGCAGAUGAGGAGGCACGCUCGCAUACACAUACACACUUAUCACACACCAGAGCAUGAUUAACCAACCCUUACCGUCUUUUCCCCAAGAGAACCCCAGCUCUUACAGUAUAUGCCUGGACAUGAAGGGAAAAGAUGGAUAAUCAGAAAGGUAGACAGUAACCUUCACCUCUUUAUCAUCUGCCCAUCCUCCUCCUCCUCCUCCUCCUCCUCCUCCUACUGACCUCAAGCUGCCUGGACCUCUGGACCUUUUGGAUUUAAGACACCUGAAUAUGCUGUGGAUUUCCACAGCACGUGGAUAACCAGAUUUUACUUUAACCUCUGCUUUUGCAAACACAGUGCCGCAUUAAAUGUCAUUAUACCAGGCAGAAAUCCUGACUCACUGACAUCUGGAACAGACGGACAUGUUGAUCCUCUCCAAAUCCAUAAACUCCCCCCAAAAAAGACAAAAAAAAAAAAAAAACAGAAAAAAACAUUGUCUUUUUCUCAUCAUCACCUUUCCCCAGACAUCACUGCCAGAUUCCUGCCAUUUUCUUUACAGCAGAGACAUCUCGCUGGAUGUGACUGUCACAUCCCCUUUACCAUCAUCCUCAUACCAUUGUUCCAUGUUCACACCAUCGCAGGGGCAGACAAGAGUGGAUACACAGAUCUAUUAACCAUGCUGGCACGUGUUAGGUACAGAUAAACUGCUAGCAAUGUUACUACACUCGUGUUAGCUACAAGCUAUCGCUGUUUACAGUUAAUUAACAGCAAAGACAUCCAAAUAUAUUAAACAGCAACAUGGCCAGCAAGCUUACAAUAAUAUAAUGUAAAAACUUGUUUUACUGAUUUAAAAACUUGGUUGAGACGGGCUGCUCGGCCCUGUGUAUCUGCGUAAGUGCAAAGAGAGGUAUCAGAUGGUCAGACAGGAAGUUAAAGUAGGAAUGUGUCAGUAUGGGAGUGGUGAAAAGAAAGGUGAGAUUAGGAGGAAUGAGCAAAGGAGGUUGGAUAGAUGGAGGGAUUUGCUACGGUUGGAAUUCCCUGUUCACAAGACAAAAGGGAACUUCACAAAACAAGAAUGUAUGUAUAAUGCUAUAUAAAUAUAAAUGAUACAUAUAAGCUGAUAUAUAUGAAUAUAUAUAUAUAUAUCUAUAUAUAUAUAUAUAUAUAUGUAUAUUUAAGAGAGCGAAACAUGGUUGUUUCCAUGGAAGCAAAGAGUGUUGUAUAAUGUAGAGGAUCUGAAGGCCCCUCCUCAGUUGUGUGUGUGUGUUUGUGUGUGUGUGUGUUGUCUUUCAAAAGACACAUGUACACACACUCGAGAAAGCGUCGAGGAGUGCGUGAGGAGUCCUUCUAUUUUUGUGAUGUGUGUACAGUACAUGAGAAUAUUGAUGGACCACAAGGGGGUGUGUGUACAGGCUCUGACCGAGGGUUCAGUGCAGGGAAGCACUUCUCUGUUGGAUUUUGUCGUUUUUUGGACCUGUGAAGUUUGUAGACUGACAUACGCAAACACAACGUCAUGUUUCGUGGAUAGUGAUUAUCCAAAAAAAAUAAAUAUUUGUUCGGCUGGUUAGAUUGCUGCUAAGACAGUUUAGAGCUAGAUAGUUGGACAGAAACCAACUACCGGCUGUUGCCUCAGGGAAAAAGUUUGUCUGAUGAUAUUGUGUACUUGGUGUUUCUGGUGUGUGUGGCGUAAGCUUACAAUCAUAAGACAGAGAUUGUUUUUGAAGCUCUAGGCAUCACUGUGAUUUCUAAACAUACUAAAUAACAGCAUAAGUAAGCUAAAAGCGAAACUUUUUAAAAUAAUAAUGACUACAAGAUUGUCAUUCCUAAAAAAAAAAUCUCUUAAAUGGUCUGCAUGAUCGUACAAUCCAUUAGAGAUCAUUGUUAAAGCCAACCUUCUCAUUAAAUAGCUACAUUAUAAAGGACAGAGUCGUCUGCGUUAACAUAUUGAGUGAUUAAUGUCAGCCUUAAGUUUAUUUUUUUCAGGGCAAAGUGAAUAUUCUACAGAAGGUAGCAAUGUACAGUAGUUAAAUGAUGUAUAGCCUGUAGUGUUACUGGAAUGAGAUCCGUCAGAUGCUUUGAAACAGCUGGGCAGAGUUAUAAAACAUGAGAAAGAACUUUUUUUUAUAUUAACUAUAAAAUCAAGCCUCAUACCUCUUUUUUCACAUUUAUAUCAUUUCAACACCAGCCACAUAAGCGAGGUUUAGGAUGUUACUUUUCAACAUCACUACAUAUCAUAUCACGUUUCAGUCGACACGGUGCAUGCUCACCCCUCAUGCAGGCCUGGAUCACCCCCUUGUGGACAAACUUUGUAAAUACCACUUACUAAGUCUGUACAUAGUUAGAGAUUAAUGUAGGCAAAAUACUAAGAGAAUUCAGUUGUCGAUGGCAAGAUGCUCUGGAGAUACAGCACUAUAUGCAAUUAGGAGAUGGACUCUUAUGUUGUAUUCAAUUAGAAUCGGCAGAGGUGGCAAUCCUGGUCAAGCUGCUGAGUUGUUUCAGGGUGCGCUGAAGAAAUCUGUCAGGUUGGGUUGGGCUUUUUGAAACUUUUGGCAGCCAUCAUUUCGUGAGUUCAAAUUCAAUCUCACAAUAACAAAAUACUGAUUUUAGGUGUUUGGCAUACAAGAGCAGGUUUCACAGAUCAACACAUCUGACGGAACAUCAGGAAACCUGGACAAUAUAGUCUCUAAUCAAUGGCUACCUUAGUCCAACCCGUGUUUCGGGUGAUGCUCUUACUAGUGCAAUGACUCGGAAAUCUGACCUGCAAAGGCUUCAUGUGACUGAACAUUCCCAGUGGUGGUUGUGUUGAUCAUUCCAACUGGCUGAGUCUCAUGCAUGAUACAAACAUCAGUGUGAGCAUCCUCUCCGGCAGCUCUUUAAAUGCACCUGACACCUCAGUAUGUUGCCACCAGGAAUUGUCCUCUCUGUCCAUUCCAAGCUUAUGGAUGUACAUCUUUUCUCUUUCUCUCUCUUUCUAAAAUCUAUCGAUAAGCUUUUGACAAUUAUACAGUAUAUCCAUGAUAUUUUCAUUUUGGUGAAAAUCUGUUUUUAUUUUUUUCUCUAUUUUCUUUUGUUCUUUUCAAGAUUGUCAAUUUUAAUAUGUGUCAGAGUUUGCUGUCUCGCUAGCGCUUGGCUUGCUGCGCUGGGACGUCGUUUUAAUGAAGCAGAGAUGAGCCCGGUGGACUCCUGGAGACUUUCAAGUGCAAAUGAACGAGCUCCACGUGUCUUGUUCCCUUGAUUUCAGCUGAGUGUUCAUGGAUUAGCCCUUUAUAACUAAAGAUGUGGCUUCACUUUCUUGUUUGGACAGGGUUGGGACACUGGCACUCGUUCUAAUUCCUUUUUUCUAAUGGAAUAAGAAAAGACUUGUCAGUGCAGCCGUGUUACACCUGGAGCUGUACACAGUGGAGCAAAAGUAUUUCAGUGUCAAUGAAAAGGCAGUCCCAAGCUCUGUAACGAAAAAAAUGCUACAUCUGCUUUUCCAGAAGCAGGAUGUCAAACACAAUCAAGUGAUCAUAAACUAACACUGCCUCAACUCAACUGACUUACACAGGAUUUAGCCAACAGCAAACUGUUGCAGCAGCAGCAUGGGCGUGCCUCUUCAUCCACCACCCAACCAUCUAACCGCCUCUUCUUCUGCAAUAGCCAAUUACAGCAGGAUUACUCUUCAUAGCUUUAACUCAGCAGCCAGUCAGGCUCUGCUUUCAGAAAACUGUGGUGCACAAGGGCUGAUGGGAGUCUGAGAUUUAGCGGGACGGCUGCUGUGGAAUCGGACGUGUCACUUUACUGUGAAAAAGACAAUGCAGGAAUUGGCUCCUUCGUCCUGUCUGACCCAGGAAAGAAACCUUUGGAUUGGACCUCCAGAAGACUGUGUAGAAUCUGUAUAGAAGAUUUUAGGAGAUAAAAGUAUUUUUAAAAUAAGAGUUGCCGCAGGCAAGGUGUAGUGACGUGCUCUACAGGAAGGAUGUGCAGUGACUGAUGAGAUGUCGCCUCCUAAACCCAAAGUGUGACAUUACCUUUCUCACUAUGUCUCGCAUCGCAGCUCUUGGAAUUUUAGAUUUUUAAAAAAAUCAUUGUUUGUUAAAGUAAUUGUUGAAAUACAUAAAAAAGUUGACUUUUUUUACAUUUAACAUCAACAUCAUCUACAUCAUCUGUCUCAAAAGGAAUGCAGGGCGGGGUGACAGGGGGAGGGUGUGUUCAGUUUCUAGGGUUCACAGAGUGAAGCGUCAGUUAUUUCGACAUGAUUUUGGAUAAUGGAAUUAAGUUAAGCCUGCAAGACAGAUCUGGCCUACAUUUUUUUCGCUAAUGGCUGAGUAUUGUAGCUGAUGGGAGAGGCCAUUAGUGCUCAAAUGAACCCAAACGAGGCCGCACUCUCCCCGCUCGACCCCCCUCCCCUCAAACCCAGGUCAGCAGCUCCACCUCAGUAGCCUUACUUACAGAAACCUCACUCAGCUGGAAACAUGUAACAGAUACCUCAAUGUUUUACAGGAUGACUUUUCACAAUAGCCUUUAAGGGAACCAAACAUAAACUCAUACUACACACACACACACACACACACACAAAGAAACACACAAUCAUGCCACAACUCUCUCCUCAGCAACCUUUGCAGUGUUUUUACGUCAAACGUAUAGUUAAACUAGUUGCCAGUUGUACAAAGAAGGUUGUCCAGUAGAGUCCCCCUUGCCAGUAGACCAGUCAGUAUAUGAGUGGAUCCCAAUGUUUCUAAAUGUUAACUGUCACUUUUUUUCUGCUUUACUCACUCGAUCCUCAUCUCUGCCUCAUUCUGUGUUUCCUGUUGUCUCUGUCUCUACAAACAGAUGGCGUGCCGCUAAGCUUUGGCGCUGCGUUUAACCAAACAUACUACCUCUCCCUUGCGCACACAAAUAUAUAUAUAUAUAUAUAUAUAUAUAUAUAUAUAUAUAUGUAUAUAUUUGUCGCAGCAUGAUUGUGUUUAUGAUAAAGCAUCUGUUUUUAUUUUUAACACUAAUUUAGAAGUUAUUUUUUUUGUGUGUAUAUGUACAGGAAAUCCCUUUUUAUCUCUUUUCAAAUGCUGGAUGAUUUUUACCUCAGAUCUCAAUGUAAGCCUACAAAAAUUAAAGGUGCAGUACGUAACUUUGGAGAAAGAUAGUUGACAGUUGAGUCUCAUUCUCAGGAUCGUCAAAUACAGAUACUUUGGUUUGUCGGUUAUGUCCAACCACUAACCAAGGUUGUUGGUAUUUGAUGACCUAGAAAUUGGGGGCUUUCACACUGGGGACCCAGGCCUGGAUCCUGGUAUACUUGGCCCCAAAGUCCAGUUCGGUUGAUUGGUGUGAGUACUGUGUACUGUGCCCAGGAUUGGUACGCCGAUCCAGGCCGGAAUCCGCUUGAAAAGAUUGUUUUGAGCAUUCCAAUAUGGUACUCAUCAGGUGUGAACACCAACUGCACCAAAACACAGAGGUGGACUGCUAUUCAAUGCAACUACAAGUUUUUAACUGGUCAUAAAAUGGUCUCAACACAACAGUGAUGCCUAUAUAGCAGACAGCAGCGCAGCCUGCCAAUGACACACUCAGAUCCAGCUUUGCUGCCGCCUUCAACCUGCAGUCGGAGCUUCGUCUUGCUGCUCCGGCAGCAGUGUCUGUCUCUGGAACAACAAAAAUGUCAAGUACAUGAUGAUGCAAGUGUCCUUGUGUACGGGACAACAUUACUAAUGGAGAAACUUAGCAGUGGGGGAGUGGAGAAAAGGGGAAAUCAUACUCUGGCACAGUACAAAUCAGUCAUACCAAAGAGCACCCUGAGACUCAACAAUCAUCUUUCUCCUUAAUUGCAUACUGAACUUUUAAAGUCAGUAAAUCGAAGGCCUCUUUAGCAUCACUUCGCCACUGAAGUGUGUAAAUGCAUGUUCAAAUCUUUGCAUGGAAGUAAGGCUACGUUCACAUAGCGGCUGCAAGUGCCCGAGUUUUUUUUUUUUCUUUCUUCUUCUUCUUUUACAAGUGACACAGAUCUGAUGUUUUCUAAUUAUUUUGGGCAGCAAAAAAAAGCAUCUAUCACUGUUUUUGUACGGAUUAAAUAUACAAGAUAUUACGUGUUUAUUAGUCAGCUUUAGAGGCACUGGUAGGCUCGCACAGAGCCAGGCUAGCUGUUUUUCCCUGAUCUUUAGGCUAAGCUAAGCUGACUGCAUCCUGGCUGUAGCGUGGUAUUGCUUUUCUCAGCUAACUGGGCAGGAAAACAAAUAGCAUAUAUCCAUAACUGUCAAACUAAUCUGAAUCAUAGCAAACCAUGAAAAGAAAAUUAUGUUUUUAUUAUUGGAAAAUAGAAGCAGUUUAAUCAAAAGUCACUCACCAAGCUUGAGUUUAUCAAGCAGGCUAAAUUAGAUAAACCAUGAUCCACAAAUUUUAGAUAUGAUACAGCAAAUUGGCAUUGUGACUUCUAUGUGAAUGCAGCAUAAAACCCCAGAGGCGAUGUGCUGAUGUGCUUCUGCUCAUCAGCAGACACUUAGAGGCAAACAGUGCACAGGGAGUAUUUGGACUUAGGCGGCUAGUCCUGCUAGAGGCCGAGCCUCCUUGAUUUUAGCAGUGCUCUCAAAACACUUUAAUACUACCAAACUAACAGGUGUUGUUAGAUGCCACCUAAUUUGGCCAGAGGACUCGUUUGUCUAAUGGGACUCCACAGAGCUGCCAGUUGUACUUUUUAUAGGGUUAAAAGUGUCGGACUGACCGUCAGGCUUGUGCGAAACACUUUCAGCUUUAUGCAAUGGUUCAGAGACAAGUGAUGGAGGUCUCAGAGUUGAUUGAUACCGACUCAUUUUAGGGGAGUGGUGGUUGGUCUUUGAUAACCGUUCUGUCCUAACAUCUAAAAUGUAAAACUUAGUGGCUGUGGCCGGGACUCGACACCCAACGCAGUGGUGUCUCUUCAGUCUGCUUUGCUUUGGUAUUGCAGGUUUCCUGUGUGUCUGUCUCUACUGUAGCUUUCCUUAAACGUC
Molecule: messenger RNA, 9515 nt
Organism: Epinephelus fuscoguttatus (brown-marbled grouper)
Lineage: Eukaryota; Metazoa; Chordata; Actinopteri; Perciformes; Serranidae
Product: vitamin D3 receptor A
Exons: 12
Coding region: 475-1737 (420 amino acids)
Biological process (GO): cell differentiation; negative regulation of transcription by RNA polymerase II; positive regulation of transcription by RNA polymerase II
Cellular component (GO): nucleus
Molecular function (GO): zinc ion binding; nuclear receptor activity; vitamin D response element binding
Source: RefSeq, a predicted model, not a curated record